AUGUGUAGCGCAGAACAAAAGCCGGUGUUCAGGGACCUGAAUGUGGAGGACGAGGACCCUGAAGUGACCGAGAUCGAAUCACUAUGCAUGAACUGCCACUCAAACGGUAUGACCCGUCUACUGCUGACCCGUAUCCCAUAUUACAAGAAUGUUGUGAUCAUGUCCUUCUCGUGUGAGGAAUGCGGCUACCAGAACAAUGAGAUACAGCCUGGAGGGGCCUAUGCGGAACUUGGAGUCAGAUGGACACUCAAGGUGGAAUCUCCGACAGACCUGAACCGCCAGGUGGUGAAGAGUGACUACACUAGCGUUAAGAUACCAGAACUGGACUUUGAAAUACCUGCUCAGAGUCAGAAAGGGGAAGUGACAACAGUGGAGGGCAUACUGAGCCGCGCCAUCGCCGGCCUCGUCCAGGACCAGACGCAGCGGCGCAUCGACCACCCCGAGGCGGCCGCGCAGAUCGACGCCUUCGUGGACAGGUUAGAAGCGCUGAAGCCGGCCGACAAACCCUGGACCUUGCAGCUGGAAGACAUCAGCGGUAAUUGCUUCAUGGAAAACCCCGAGGCCCCUCGCCGUGAUCCUCGCUGCUCGCGGGAGGACUUCAGGCGCACCAAGGAGCAAGACCAUUCGCUCGGUAUAUUCGAGCAGGAUCAGGACAUAGACACCCCCACGGCGGGCCCCCCUUCCUCGCUGCUGUCCCCCUCGGACCCUAGGGAUUUCACGUACGACCAGAUGUCCGCGGACGAGGUGAUGUGCUUCAGGACCAACUGCCCCGACUGCAACGCGCCCGCCAACACCAACAUGAAGCUCACCAAUAUACCGUACUUCAAGGAGGUGGUGAUAAUGGCGACUCUGUGCGACGCCUGCGGACAUCGCACCAACGAGGUGAAGUCGGGGGGCGGCAUAGAGGAGCAGGGCGUGCGCUUCGAGGUCCGCGUCGCCAACAAACUGGACUUCUCCCGCGACGUGCUCAAGUCAGAGACCUGCAGCAUGGAGAUCCCAGAACUGGAUUUAGAAGUAGGAGGUCGAGCUUUAGGAGGGCGCUUCACGACUGCGGAGGGGCUCGUGCGGGCCACGUUGGACCAGCUGGCGGACUCGCCCGGGGCCAUAGGGGACGCGCCUGGACUCAACACGGAGGGUCUAAAGAGUUUCAUAGAGAACCUAAAGAAGGUUUUGGAGGGCGAGAUGGCCAUCACCAUCAUACUGGACGACCCCGCGGGCAACUCGUACGUGCAGAGCCUGGCCGACGACCCCACCGUGCCCGACGACGGUUUGAAGAUAACGCGCUACACGCGCACCUUCGAACAGAACGAGGAGCUCGGCAUCAACGACAUGAACACGGAGGGGUUUUAA
Molecule: messenger RNA, 1350 nt
Organism: Arctia plantaginis
Lineage: Eukaryota; Metazoa; Arthropoda; Insecta; Lepidoptera; Erebidae
Source: the annotation of a GenBank genome assembly